UGGUUUGUUUUUUUUUUUUUUUUUGUUUUUUUUUCCGGGAUUUCGGCUCCUCCCGUAGCUCAGAAAAUCCCGGGAUUUGCGGCGCAGCAGGGAACGGGAUGAAAUUCCAAGGAUUUCUUCAACCCGGCGAAUUGAAUUUUGGUUUUUUAUUGCGGUUUUUGUUUUGAUCGAAACAAAAAUCCGCGAUCCAGAGAAUUCCUGCAAUGUCCGCCCUGGAACCGGGAACGACUUAAAGGCAACGCCGCCCUUGGCUUUUCUUCGCUAAAUUAUUAAUUAGGAAAUUAAAAAAUAAUUUAAAAAAGGUUUUUUUUUGGUGGGGGAAAUUCCGGUAAAGACUGAGAGCGCUCCAGGCAUCGCUGGAACUUUGGGGAUUUUUUAUUUUUAUUUUUUUGAGGGGGGGAGAUUGAUUGGAAAGGAAAAUCAAAGAGGAGGAAAAAAAAAGGGAUCGGAGAUCGCUGAGAGCGCCCGGAGCUGCCGGCGGGCACGGCUGAGGUGCCCAUGGCGGGUCGGAAGCGCGGCGCAGGCGCUGGCAGUGCCCACGGUGGCACGGGUGGCACGGGUGCCGCGGUGCCGUGGCCGGAGGAGCCGGGCGAGCGCGAGCAGGGCCUGUACUCGCUGCACCGCAUGUUCGACAUCGUGGGCGCGCAGCUGACGCACCGCGACGUGCGCGUGCUCUCCUUCCUCUUCGUGGACGUGCUGGACGAGGCCGAGCGCGGCCGCAUCCGCUCGGGCCGCGACUUCCUGCUGGCCCUGGAGCGCCAGGGCCGCUGCGACGAGAGCAACCUGCGGCAGCUGCUGCAGCUGCUGCGCAUCAUCACCCGCCACGACCUGCUGCCCUACGUCAGCCUCAAGCGGCGGCGCCCCGUGUGCCCAGACCUGGUGGACAAGUACCUGGAGGAGACGUCCAUCCGUUACGUCACCCCCCGCGCGCCCGGGGGGGCCCCGCCCGGCCUGGGGCACCCCCACAAAUCAGUGCCUGCCCCCCACCCGUCCCUGUGCUGCCCCCCGGGGGGGCCCCAGCUGGGCCCCAAGCGCCCGGGCCGGGCCCGGAGCCUCCUCGGGAACCAACGGAAACGGAGAAAGUCAGCGACGCCCGACCCCAAGGAGAAACAGACCUGCGACAUCCGCCUGCGCGUGCGCGCCGAGUACUGCCAGCACGACUCCGCCCUGCACGGCAACGUCUUCUCCAACAAGCAGGACCCUCUGGAGCGCCAAUUCGAGCGCUUCAACCAGGCCAACACCAUCCUGAAAUCGCGCGAUUUGGGCUCCAUCAUCUGCGACAUCAAAUUCUCGGAGCUCACCUACCUCGACGCCUUCUGGCGGGAUUACAUCAACGGCUCCCUGCUGGAGGCCCUCAAGGGCGUUUUCAUCACGGACUCGCUCAAACAGGCCGUGGGCCACGAGGCCAUCAAGCUGCUGGUCAACGUGGACGAGGAGGAUUACGAGUUGGGUCGCCAGAAACUCCUCAGGAACUUGAUGCUCCUCAUCGCUUCCUUGAGGGAUUUAACUCCCCAGCUCUGCAUUUGA
Zonotrichia leucophrys gambelii is the source of this 1527-nucleotide messenger RNA. RefSeq names its product death effector domain containing (gene DEDD). The transcript has 7 exons. The record is from RefSeq and is a predicted model, not a curated record. NCBI's taxonomy places the organism in Eukaryota, Metazoa, Chordata, Aves, Passeriformes, Passerellidae. Gene Ontology annotation, biological process: apoptotic process; regulation of apoptotic process; extrinsic apoptotic signaling pathway via death domain receptors. Bases 499 to 1527 code for a protein of 342 amino acids. Gene Ontology annotation, molecular function: DNA binding; protein binding. Gene Ontology annotation, cellular component: nucleolus.